Haliotis rufescens (red abalone) is the source of this 10623-nucleotide messenger RNA. RefSeq lists its product as uncharacterized. The record is from RefSeq and is a predicted model, not a curated record. Lineage: Eukaryota; Metazoa; Mollusca; Gastropoda; Lepetellida; Haliotidae. Gene Ontology annotation, molecular function: cysteine-type endopeptidase inhibitor activity involved in apoptotic process. Bases 345 to 3407 code for a protein of 1020 amino acids. The transcript is spliced from 13 exons. Gene Ontology annotation, cellular component: nucleus; cytoplasm; spindle microtubule. Gene Ontology annotation, biological process: negative regulation of apoptotic process; regulation of cell cycle.
UGCGGGUUAGAUUAUUUAUGUUGCAUACACGACUUGCAAAGGGACGCAACCGAACUAACCGGCAGAAUUACUAGUCUGAAUGACGCACGGCUGUAACAUGACUUCCUUUUCUGAUCGGAAUGAUUGAGUCACAGCCAGCCGACGCCAUGUUACCACCAUAUCCGCAGGCACAUCAAGUUGUGUAAAGACCCGGCAGCUCUCUUCGAUAACUACAGGGUUACAAAGUACACUGUGUCAAGUGUAAAGGCUCCACAACCAGCCUAGGAAGAUAUCUGAAAGAAGCGAUUCAACGUAUCUACAUUUUAUUGCUGUUGGAAACAGUAUCUCGGUACGAGGCAUAUUUCAUGAUACGGUCUGAUAACUACCGCAUUGUAUUGACGAGUCGAGAUAUCAUACAUGAAGCAGCGAGGAUGGGUGGUGUGAAAAUGAUAUUGAUUCUAUGGCUCCCUCCAAUUGCAUGUAGAUAUAGGACGGAAAUAUCAAGCGAUGUUGUUCCCCGACCAACAUUUAGUCAUCAAUUGAUCGAUACAGAUGUCCUACAUUCUCUGCUGAUCAACCACAAAUCCCCUGCUGAUAUACUGAGUCCGCCCUUGAAUGACAUGACCACAGAUUCAACAUUUGUAAAUGUGUCUGAAGCAGGAGGAUAUAUUUACCCCACUCUGAAAGAUCUCUGGUCUGUUGUGACUCUUACACAAUGUGACCUGGCUAGUAAAUGCAACCUGUCUCAGUCAAAAUCAGGAUCUUUUCAGGACUGCAGUGUUGUCGAUGCAAAUAAUCCAUUGUUACAACGUAGCAAUACAGUAGGUGAAAUGGAAUCAUGUGUCAGCACGUCUCAUGUUGCCAUGAUGUAUGUACAUAAAAUGUGUAUAUUGCUGGUGUCAGAGGAAGUCUGGCAAAAAGCCAGUGCACUUGUAGGUAGCUUUAUCGUUCUAGAUGUAUGCAGCAGAAAUAGAAAUGGCGGUGACCAUAUCAAUGACAAAACAACUCAUACAUCAUUUAUUGAGAGCAAUAUUUUCAAGCUGGUCUGUUCAUAUACGCGCCCAGUGUUUAGUUGUGUGUUAAACAUGGACUGGAACACAAUACAACGUCAUAUAUUCAGGACUUGGCACUUGCGAGAAUUGAAUCUAGGACUAUCUGACUUUGUAAAUCUUGGAGAAACUCAUUAUGGCACUCAUGUUCUCCAAUGGAUAUUGGAAUGUAGUCAAAACACACAAACAUUGAACACACAGGAAUAUGAAUAUGGUUUGAACGUCCAUGUGUCUGAAAUACCAGCUGAUGCAUGUGAAGUUCAACCUCGUGGAGAUUUGCAUCAUCUGAUACCUACACCUUCGCACAUUACAAACGUAUCACAUAUGAUGCAAAUUAGUGAAGAUAAUAUUUUGCAAAAACAGAUUACUGGCGAAAGCAUAUCAUACAAUGAUGAUAUAUGUAAUGAUGAUGAUACAGAGAAGCAUAAUAGGCGUCUGUCUACAGCAGAUAGGAGGGAACACAAACUUGUUUUACAUACGGUGGAUCAACUGAGUUCCUUGCAUAUUUAUAGUGAGAAUAGUCAUGAUUUGUCUGUAACACUGGAAGAGGACUUACCUUCCAUUUUUGACAAAAGAGAGGCGUUUAACCUUUUUCAAAAAAUGACUGACAAAAGAUCCCAGUAUACUUGCCCAUCAUUUCAGCAGAAAUCAGAGGAAGAGUUGAAACACAUUGAUAAAGAUGCAUUGUACGGAGAUGGAUUUACAAGAUAUAUAAACACAUGGCAAGAAGUAACAGUUGCACCCUUCUAUUCCCUACGACAAUACUUCAGAAAAUUGGAAACCGGGGAGGAUUUCCUUCAAGAUGAAAAGAUGAUAUAUGAAGCAUUGCGACUGGGAUCAUUCUGUGGUAUUAACAUAAAUGCAUUUUGCAUCCAUCUGGCUGCAGCGGGGUUCUACGCCACAGGAGACGGGGAUGAAACCAGAUGCUUUAGUUGCGGCAUCAGGCACAGGGGCUGGCAACAGAAGGACAAUCCGUUCUUCCUCCAUAGACAGAUCGCUCCCUCAUGUGCCCAUAUCACUGGAGCUGACGGGAGGAAUGUCCCUAUCAACCCAAACUCUGAGUCACAUCCAUCUUCGUGUUCAGUCCAAUCGGCUGAAGCUCCCCAUGUUGCUGGAGGUGACGGAGGGUUUGCAUUUGGUGCUAACACCGACGAGGUCAUGAAUGGCCCGUCACAAAUAUCAGAAAGAUACGAAACCAUGUCAACAGUCGGUCAGGUAAGCUGUGAUGGUGGGAGUAAGGGAGCAUCAUCAUCACCAGUCUCCCUCAGCCAUCCCGACAGGGUGGAUGCAGAUGCAGAUGCAGGACACACAAGACAGUAUCGCGCAGCAUGCAUCCUGAGGUUCGAUGAUGCCGUUUAUCCACACUACAGCGACAAUAAGGUCCGGAUGACAUCUUUCCAGAUGUGGCCUGAACAUCAUUGCAUGAAGCCCGAAGAGCUUGUCCCGGUCGGUUUCUUUUAUGCAGGUUACGCCGACUGUGUUCGCUGUUUUGUCUGCGGUGUUGGUCUGAAGACGUGGGAAGAGGGGGAUGACCCCUGGGUGGAGCACGUGCGCUGGAGGUCAUCUUGUGCAUACGUGAAGGCCAUCAAGGGGGAUGAGUUUAUUGCACAGACACUGGCAGGUGUUGGGCAGAAAUUACAGACUGAGCGGACGGGAGCCAAUAUUCCAGCUACAGGUGCCGAGGGUGUGGUUAGGAAUGACGCUGGUGAUGUCCUUGAACGGGAGGCGUGUCAGCGCGCCCUGGAGAUGGGCUACAGCAGAGACUGUGUCAGACAAAAUGCUCUGGACAUUCUCAGGAACCAGGGCAAUGAUUCCUUGAAGUUACAUGUCCUGGUAGAACGGAUCUUACAAGAAGAUCUGGAGAUAUCAGAAGCAGCGUCUGCAACAACAACGCAGACCUCAUCAGCGGGACUGCCACAUACAAAGUCACACAGCCUACUAGCACCUGGAGAGCAACAUGGCAGAUCAGCAGGACUACUACAAGGAGAUACAUACACGGGUAUCCUAUUUGGACAGCAGCCCGUAUUGGGUCAGAUAGUGUCGGAUGGGGAAGACGAAGGAUACGGGGAUACGGAUGAGCCAACAUCGCUUUCAGACAGGAACAGCAUUCACAGAUCAAGGAUGCCAAAGGUUAAAGCCAAAAAUAAAGCCAAGGAAGAAUUAGAAGCCACAGAGGAAGAGACACAACAGCUACGAGAGUCAAGUGCAUGUAAGAUCUGUCUGGAGGACCCUGCCAACAUCGUCUUUCUACCCUGUGGGCAUCUGGUGGCUUGUGCCGUGUGCGCCCCAGCCCUGGAACGUUGCCCAGUCUGCAGGACACACAUCCGGGGAUCUGUUCGUGUUCACCUUGCUGACAUGGCUUCAGUAUCCUCGCCGUAACAUACCUCACAUUGCAGUUUAACCGCUGUUCUUUGUUUGGUGUGACAGAGUGGUUCAGCAUGUGUGAAUCUGUUGAGAGUAAGUAUGUUAAAUGCGAUAUUUGACAUGUUCAUCCUGUAACUAUCAAUGAGUAAGUAAGUGAGUGAUUAGGGUUUUCCGCUGCUUUUAGCACAUUCAUGUUCCAGAUAUAUCACCAGGAACACUGCAAAUGGGCUUCAGAUGUUGUCUUACACCACACAACUGACCCACGAUUCAUCCAUAUAUCUGUGGGAAUUUGAGCGUAAAUUUAUUUGUUCAUAACUUGUUUUCUUUUCAGAACUGCAAAUUGGUAGCCACCUCAUGUAUGUUAACUCACAAACGGAAAAUAUCUUAUAUUAACUAAUGAAUUAUUCAGGUUUACCUCAUUGUCAAAGCCAAACUAAGAUAAUCUAUGUUUGUUCUCAGCAAAACUAACUAUUUCUCUCAUCAUGUCCAAAGAUAAUGUUUGUCAUAAGAUGUUUCUAUAUCCAUAUUAAUCCCAUAAAGGAAGAUACUGGAGCAUGUAUUGGAAAGAGAGUUAUGUUUUAACUUUCAGUUGUAAGGAGGUAUAUCUGUAAUCGAGACAAUAUAAUUUCAUUUGUAAUUCCUGCAUUCCAGUUAGCUGAAUUGGUCACGUACUAUUGCAUUCAUUUCCCAAACAUUUACAACUCUAUAAAUGUCACUAUAAUAAUGAGUUUAUUGUCUCCAUGUUAGUCAUCACGUCGUGAUUUAAGUGCACCGCUAAUAUAAGACCCAAAUCACUCACUCAAACCAAAUUUAAUGAACGAAAAAACAAACCAACCCAAAAACAACAAGAAAUGAAUCCACGAACGAACUGUUUGCGGGCGGGCGAACGAACAAACGAUUAAAAGUGUUAUAAACUCUUUUACCUAGCUCCUGGAUUCAGGUAAUCAUAUAAUAUAUGUAGUUGCACAUUUGAAAUGUUAGAAAAUAUGAAUUCACAAAAUUUAGAUAAAUAUUUGAAUGGGUAAUUGUGUGGUUAAAAUGAUCAACAUGAGGUGAAGGACGCAAACUUAUACAAGGCUCUAGUCAUCUGAUUAACCUCUUCUAUGCCUAACCUAUUGAGCAUCAGUAUAUAAGCAAUACUGAUUCUAAUAAGGGCACGGGUGUCAGUUUUGUAAUUCAACAAAUCAAAUGUAUCUCUUCAUGACUGUACGAUCCAAGGUAGUGGUGGUCAAGCUGUCUCCCACUCUGAUAACCUACUUGUCAGACAUGUCACAUUGACAUGCAAAUAGAUGAGUAAAAGAUCAGAAGCUGCACCGAUCACUUGUAUAUAUUAUUCGUUUUUUUAUGAACUACUGCAUGUGCGAUGUGUAUGAAAUAUACCCACAUAAUUGCGAAUAUAGAAAAUGUUUGCAAUGUUUUUUAAAUCAAUGAUAAUGAAUCGAAAGCCUAACAUUAAAACAAAGCUUGGUUCAGGAACAUGCAUGUCAUCAUUAAUGCUUUUAAAACCAGCUGAUAAUAUACAGAUGAAUUUGUUAUCGUUAUUGCUACAGUAUCAAAUACCGUCCACGCUACAAAUAUUCUCUUUGGCAAAGGAAAGAAGGUCCGAUAUGUCAAUCACACAAGUUAUAUAUCAUAAUUAAGUCUGCUGUCUGCCUGUACUCCACGCUUCUCCCUGUAAAGUGUGGUUUACAGGUUACCGUGACCUGAUAGAUACCGAUUUAGUGACAUAUAUUGAAAUCUGGGAGAAUUGCAAUCAUAUCUAAAAAUGGAAGCGAAAAUAGACAUGUGAACACAUUUCCAUUGUAUGUGUACGUGCUAGGUUAUAUGGUCCAUGUAGGAUAGUAAUCACAAAACGAAACUAGCUGUGGCAGAAAAUACCCGGACAGGUAGAUUAUAUAUAGCAAUGACGGAAUAACGUGGAUACAAUCUGCGCAGUCAACCCGUAAAGCCAGCAUCCUUUGUAUGGGCUUAUAAAAUAAGUAAUAUUUGUGGAUGGACACCAACCUGAACAUAAUCCGAAACCAACUAGGACAUAUGCCAAUCAGUUGACAUUCCUCAUGCCGGAGAUAAGGAUCAUCAGUAGAGUCCCAGUCCAAAGCCUGGCAUCCGCAGUGAUAGCAAGUCAGACCGGUCCCCUUACCUGGUGGGAAGGACACAUGGGAAAACUACAGAUAAAAGCAAACAGAUGAGUCCGACCUCAGUACCUGGAGUGGAAGGAAGCAUGAGAACACUGCGGACAGAAGCAAGCAGAUGAGACCAGCCUCUGCACGUGGAGUGGGAGAAAGCAUGAGAACACUGCGGACAGAAGCAAGGAGAUGAGACCGGCCUUCGUACCUGGAGUGGAAGGAAGCAUGAGAACACUGCGGACAGAAGUAAGCAGAUGACACCCUCCUCCGUACCUGGAGUGGAAGGAAGCAUGAGAACAAUACAGACAGAAGCAAGUAGGUGAGACCAGCCUGUGCACGUGGAGUGGGAGGAAGCAUGAGAACACUGCGGACAAGAGCAAGCAGAUGAGACCGGCCUCCGUACCUGGAGUGGAAGGAAGCAUGAGAACAUUACAGACAGAAGCAAGCAGAUGAGACCCGCCUCUGCACGUGGAGUGGAAGGAAGCAUGAGAACACUGAGGACAAGAGCAAGCAGAUGAGACCGGCCUUCGUACCUGGAGUGGAAGGAAGCAUGAGAACACUGCGGACAGAAGUAAGCAGAUGACACCCUCCUCCGUACCUGGAGUGGAAGGGAGCAUGAGAACACUGCGGACAGAAGUAAGCAGAUGAGACCCGCCUCUGCACGUGGAGCGGGAGGAAGCAUGAGAACACUGCGGACAAGAGCAAGCAGAUGAGACUGGCCUCCGUAUCUCGAGUGGAAGGAAGCAUGAGAACAAUGCAGACAGAAGUAAGCAGAUGACACCCUCCUCCGUACCUGGAGUGGAAGGAAGCAUGAGAACAAUACAGACAGAAGCAAGCAGAUGAGACCGGCCUUCGUACCUGGAGUGGAAGGGAGCAUGAGAACACUGCGGACAGAAGUAAGCAGAUGAGACCGGCCUCCGUACCUGGAGUGGAAGGAAGCAUGAGAACAAUACAGACAGAAGCAAGCAGAUGAGACCGGCCUCCGUACCUGGAGUGGAAGGAAGCAUGAGAACAAUGCAGACAGAAGCCAACAGAUGAGACCGGCCUCCGUACCUGGAGUGGAAGGAAGCAUGAGAACACUGCGGACAGAAGUAAGCAGAUGGCACCCUCCUCCGUACCUGGAGUGGAAGGAAGCAUGAGAACAAUACAGACAGAAGCAGGCAGUUGAGACCGGCCUCCGUACCUGGAGUGGAAGGAAGCAUGAGAACAAUACAGACAGAAGCAAGUAGGUGAGACCAGCCUCUGCACGUGGAGUGGGAGGAAGCAUGAGAACACUGCGGAUAAGAGCAAGCAGAUGAGACCGGCCUCCGUAUCUCGAGUGGAAGGAAGCAUGAGAACAAUACAGACAGAAGCAAGUAGGUGAGACCAGCCUGUGCACGUGGAGUGGGAGGAAGCAUGAGAACACUGCGGACAAGAGCAAGCAGAUGAGACCGGCCUCCGUACCUGGAGUGGAAGGAAGCAUGAGAACAUUACAGACAGAAGCAAGCAGAUGAGACCCGCCUCUGCACGUGGAGUGGAAGGAAGCAUGAGAACACUGAGGACAAGAGCAAGCAGAUGAGACCGGCCUUCGUACCUGGAGUGGAAGGAAGCAUGAGAACACUGCGGACAGAAGUAAGCAGAUGACACCCUCCUCCGUACCUGGAGUGGAAGGGAGCAUGAGAACACUGCGGACAGAAGUAAGCAGAUGAGACCCGCCUCUGCACGUGGAGCGGGAGGAAGCAUGAGAACACUGCGGACAAGAGCAAGCAGAUGAGACUGGCCUCCGUAUCUCGAGUGGAAGGAAGCAUGAGAACAAUGCAGACAGAAGUAAGCAGAUGACACCCUCCUCCGUACCUGGAGUGGAAGGAAGCAUGAGAACAAUACAGACAGAAGCAAGCAGAUGAGACCGGCCUUCGUACCUGGAGUGGAAGGGAGCAUGAGAACACUGCGGACAGAAGUAAGCAGAUGAGACCGGCCUCCGUACCUGGAGUGGAAGGAAGCAUGAGAACAAUACAGACAGAAGCAAGCAGAUGAGACCGGCCUCCGUACCUAGAGUGGAAGGAAGCAUGAGAACAAUGCAGACAGAAGCCAACAGAUGAGACCGGCCUCCGUACCUGGAGUGGAAGGAAGCAUGAGAACACUGCGGACAGAAGUAAGCAGAUGACACCCUCCUCCGUACCUGGAGUGGAAGGAAGCAUGAGAACAAUACAGACAGAAGCAGGCAGUUGAGACCGGCCUCCGUACCUGGAGUGGAAGGAAGCAUGAGAACAAUACAGACAGAAGCAAGUAGGUGAGACCAGCCUCUGCACGUGGAGUGGGAGGAAGCAUGAGAACACUGCGGACAAGAGCAAGCAGAUGAGACCGGCCUCCGUAUCUCGAGUGGAAGGAAGCAUGAGAACAAUGCAGACAGAAGCCAACAGAUGAGACCGGCCUUCGUACCUGGAGUGGGAGGAAACAUGAGAAGAAUGCAGACAGCGCGCAGCGCAGACCUGGGUCAUCCAAACACGAGGGUACCUGGAGGGACGCUGGGAUAUCAGUGCCACCAUCUCCUGUAGGUUCAUCUGGUGACUCGGUCUCAUCCCCGCCAAGACUUGGGAGAUGAUCUCACGCCAAUCACGAGUGAAGGCGCGAGGAAUUGAGCAAAAUCGUAAGGUUUCGUGAUUCAACAAUGAACAGAUCCACUGGCAGACAUCAGAGUUAUGAAUGCGAAGAUGUUGGAGGGAUUCUCAGCGAUUUUAUGAACGCAAAACUGCAGGAACCGUACGCCCACUGCAACGUGGAAUGCAUCGGAUUGACGCUGAGACAGAAGAUGCUGCUGUUAUACCAACCACCAACAUCCAAACCGCAACAUCGUCGUCUGUGGAAUACAGAGGACAGACUCGACACACUGAUGGCAGCUACAGACAAUAUUGCUGACAUUCCUGCUGCUGGACUCGCUACCAUUGCUCAAGCAGGCUUCUUCCACUCAGGGACUGAUAACACCUUGACGUGUUUCUCCUGUGGCUGCCACGCCCACGGUUGGAGUGUUGACGAUGAUCCCUGGAGGCGACAUGCGGAGCUGCAGAUGACGUGCCCGGUGUUGUGCAGGAACGUCUACACACAAAUCAAGGAAGGGAGCAUCGCCUACAGGCCCAGGACACGCCAUUUCUCGGAUAGUGGCGCAAGUCCACCACCUGCCAGCUAUACCAGAACUCUUCACUAGUCAACAUCUGGAAUAUCAUAACCAACAAUUGCAUAUAACCUUCUUUAUUCUGGUUAUGUUUCUUCAAAACUUGAUCAAGAUCACAUUUCUCACAAAAUUAUAUACACAACAAUCCUAUUCAGUACAAAACACCUGUACUUUCUUAUGUCAUCAAUGCUGAUGAAAAUGUUUGAAUUAUUGUGAUCGUUUAUAUAUUGAUUUCUGUCAAAAUACUAACUCCUAUUUCUCAGGCGUUCAUUUAUGAGGAUUGUUCAUGUCAAUGUACAUGUUGUAUGUGUAGGGGAUAUCAGUGAUAUGUGUGGAGACAGAGGUCUGCAAAGAGUCAUCUGAAUACUGAAUGAAAUCUAAUACAAGUGAGCAAACUAAUGUAUAUGUACAUGACCUGUAUUCAAACUCGAAUGCAUAUUGCCACUGGUUCCACACAUAUUUGUGUGAUGACUUAAUUUAUGAACACGAUACACCCCCACAUAUUUCGUGUACAAUGCUUUAGGGAAUGACGACCAACAUAGGUAGUCCAGAAGCUGGUAUCUAACAUGACCAUUUUAAGGUGAAUACACAUUUCAGUAGUCUUGAGAGAGAGAAAUUUUCAUGCUGUCGCGUCAAACCACAUUCAUUCAUUUAUUGCAAUUCUACAAAAAUACUUUUGAGAUACAGAAUGGAUGCAAGAACAUAUGAAUAUUUGGAUUUUUAAUGCACAAACAGUAUAUAUAGUGAAAUGCAUCUAUUCCUAAAAAAUAGACUGAACGGUAGGGACAUGUUUUUUACCAGGUUUUGAUGAGAUGUUACCCGGUUGGUCCGAUCCUUGAGAUGAACGAAGAUCAUUCUAGGUGACAUUUUAAUGCCUGAAUGGAAAACACAUUUCUAUCAUUAUUUGUGAUGCAAAACAACGAAACCCGACAUUUUAAGAAUAACUCACUGACUGUGACAGUUUAUAUAAUUUCAUAUAUAUUUUUUAUUCAUUAAUAAAACUGAACAAAUUUUAAACUUUGAAGUGAAAUUGGUUCCUUGUUAAUAAAAUAUUGUACUUAUAGCAAAAUAUGUUGACAAAUACGAAACUCACUUUACAGAAAUUGAAGAAAUAAAACAAAUUUGUAAUUGAAUAAGUGGAUUUACGGGUUACAAUUGACAAAUGAAUCACUAUGAAUCUAAUUAAAUUUCUAAAACAAUUUCGGAAUAAAUGAUAUAUUGCAGCUUGUGUCCUCGUUUCCUUCUAUGACAAUUGUUACCGAAACAUCCGUGACGUCAGAUUCUAUAUUUAGUACAUACGUGUUCACGGAAAAUAGAUAGAUUCCAUGUUGGUGAGAGACGUGACGUGGAUCCAUGUACACCUGCGUAUAACAUAGUGGUAGUGUGUGGGAGCAUCACAUCCACCAAACACUCACGUCGUCAAGAUGCUGUCCGCACUGUUGCUGGUUGUUCUCGGGCUGUACACAGGUGUAGGAGAGGAUGGGUCCACACAAAAAGCAGCCGGCCACAAACCCAAAGGGGGAUCACAGAGAUCACACUCCCGGAAGUGGGGAAAGUGUAGGCGGUGCAAGGUGCGCAAUGUCAACACAGUGUUCCUGCCGUGCGGUCACGUGGUGUGUUGUGCUGAGUGCAGCGUCGUCUCCAGGACGUGUGACGUAUGCCAUGCACGAAUCAGAGGCAGUCUCAGAACCAGCCCAUUACAUGGGGAUUAAUAUGUCAUUUAAAAUAUGAUAUGUAUGGUGCUACAAUUGAACAGUCUAGUAUUUACUCUGGUUUCCUUUCGAAAUAAUAUACAUUCAUACAAAUCCAAAAUGUAUGCAUUGAAUGCAGAUGUGAGAUGUAUUUAAACAUUUUUAAUGUUUAGUGUAUUCAUUAUAUUAAGUUGAUAUAUUGAUUGAGAAAAUAUAUGUUAUGGUUACUUAACUGUAGAUAAUAAAAUACUGUACAGAUUAACUAA